UGUUGGCCCCCGUGGAGUCGACGUCGUGGCUCGCGCGCGGUCGCGCCGAUUAUUUCCGCUGAGCUGGGCCGAGUUGUUUACAUCCGCAGGACUCGCACCGCCCCUACCCACGUCUCGCGUCCUUCCGGAUCCCCCCGUUGUCCGAUCGGCCGCCUUCACUUUCCCGUCGUCGAUCCGACCGACGGUAUUCCCGGAGUGCCGUGUGAUCGUCGAGGCGCGCGCGCGCAAACGAAGAAGAAGACAUGAAGGUGACAGUGACAACGCUGAGCGACGACAUCUUCGUCCUGGACGUGAGCGAGGAGCUCGAGCUGGAGAACUUCAAGGCGUUCUGCGAGAUCGAGAGCGGCGUGCCGGCGCACGAGAUCGUGAUCGCGUUCAACGGCCUGCCGCUGAUGGACGACAAGAAGUCGCUGCGGGACCACGGCAUCCGCGACGGCGACGCGGUCAUCCUCCAGCACAUGCAUCAGAGCGGCAGCGACAUGAACCUGCAGCCUUUUAACAGAGCCAUUCCGUUACUGGACUUCAGUUCCAUCAGAGUUCCCGGGGCGUCGAAUAAUCGCCAGCCCGCGAACAGCAGCGGCCGAGCAGGGCAGAAUCCGCGCGGCGGCGAGGACGAUCCGGCGCUGAUAAAGAACAUGUUCCUGGCGAAUCCGGAUCAGCUGGCGCUGCUGAAGCAGAACAAUCCCAGGCUGGCGGACGCCCUGCUGUCCGGGAAUCUCGAUAGAUUUUCGACUGUACUCAGAGAGCAGAUAAACGCUCGAGAAGAACGGCAGGCGCAACGGCUGAGAAUGAUGAACGCGGAUCCGUUCGAUACGGAGGCCCAACGGCUGAUCGCCGAGGAGAUACGGCAGAAGAACAUCGAGGCGAACAUGGAGGCGGCGAUGGAGUACAACCCGGAGACAUUCGGCACCGUCGUCAUGCUCUACAUCAAUUGCAAGGUCAACGGGUUCCCCGUCAAGGCGUUCAUCGAUUCAGGCGCACAAACGACAAUCAUGUCCGCCAGUUGUGCCGAGAGAUGCCACAUUAUGCGGCUGGUGGACACGAGGUGGGCCGGGGUCGCCAAAGGCGUCGGCAUUCAGCGCAUAAUCGGCCGUAUACACAUGGUACAAAUACAGAUCGGCAACGAUCACCUGACCACGUCGUUCAGCGUCCUCGAGGAACAGCCUAUGGACAUGCUGCUGGGCCUGGAUAUGCUGAAGAGACAUCAGUGUUGCAUAGAUCUGAAGAAGAACGUCCUGAAGAUCGGCACCACCGGCACCGAGACUCCGUUUCUGGCGGAAGGUGAUUUACCCGAGUGUGCGAGACUCAGCGGCAAUAGCGACGACGUGCUGGACGACAGGGAUCUCCAACGGGCUCUCGAGGACAGUUCGAGGGAUGCGAAGAAACAAAGGCAGCAGCAUGACGGUCAAGGAAGCAGCAGCAACCAACCCGGCACGUCUAUGUCGUCCAGCAGAUCUACCGUUCUAGAGACGACAAUCUAUCCUCAAGAUCCGUUCACGGAGGCCACGGUGAAAGAGUUGGAAGCCCUCGGCUUCACGAGGGCGCAAGUGAUCGCGGAACUGCGUAGAUUUAACGGGGACAAGACACAGGCCAUCGCGGCGUUGUUCGCGAAAUCACUGAAAUUCUGAACGUUAAGGGAACUUAACGCCCGCGCGCGCGCUCGAGGGAAAAAAGACGGAGAGACGUAGCGAAAAUUGUGAAUACAGGACACGCAAUAAAGAGAGAGAGAGAGAGAGAGAGAGAGAGAAAGAGAGACGGAGGAAAGACCCACAAUUGUAAGAGCAAUUUUUACAUGUAUCGUCCGGCGCCGCCUGGUAGCUCUCGUAGCUGUUUGAUACACCUUCUCGAUAUACCUUCGCGCGGCAAUCGAGCGAUUUUUAUAACUCAGCAAUCUUUGCUAUCAAGUGCUGCACGCAUUUCGGGCCUGAUUACGAGCGACAUCGCGACGAACGAUUCGCGGUAAAACGGAGUCUACAGUGAGAAUUUAAGCUCUGUGAGCCUGGAGAAAUUGGCCAAUCACAACCGAACGCGAGGGGAAUAAUCGACUUGCGAUUGGUCGAUUUCUCAAGACUUAGAGAUUAAAGCAUUUAUUGUAGACUAACGAUUUAUGGUGAUGACGUAAACGACUCGCACACUUCCAAGUUAGUAACAAAAAAAGAGAGAGAUAUAUCGCGAAUUCAUGAGGCGUGUCAUAACCCCGCGUGUUUUCUUGUUGCGCGUACGCGCAUCCCUGGCCAUAUUUUUAGACGCACUUUGAUUCUUUAAUAGAAUACAUGUUAGGAGGAGAAGGAAAGCUACUAAUUUUACAUUCACCCGGUUAGAAUCAUUCGCGGUGUCGAUCGGCGCUUUUCACCUCCGCAGCCUUCCGAGCUGUCAAAUCACUCGUUUCACCCAUAACUUUUGCAAACAGUAUUAAUAUUUUUCACACGAAAAUUCAAUUUUCCAGUAGUCAAGCGAAGAAUUUAAAGUUUCGGGUCACGAAUAAACGAGGAUAAAACUAAAUUUCAAUCGAGACACAUCGUAUUAUAUAAAGCUGGCCCCCGGAGGUCAGCUUAAUAUGAAUUGUAAAGAAUUAAGGUGCGUCCGAUAAUACGAACGGGGACUGUAAGUGAAUUGCGUUGUUAUCACAACAUUGCAACGGAUCCGCCGCAUCGGAUUACGCUGUUAAGAGUGAACUGCAAGUCGGAGAGAUGUCAAAUUGUUGAUGAGAUACUUGAUAUACUUAAUGCGACGAUCCACGCGUGCACAGUAGAGGUUUGCGAUAGACACACAUUGGCUAUCCCAGACUUAGUUCGGUCUUCACGGCCUCACACGCGAGACUCGCUCGCGUAUACACACACACACACACACACACAUAGAGUUUGCUGAACGGAGAGACACGAGACACGCAAGUCGCAAGAUUUCUUAUGCCGCGUGUCUCUGCGAAACACACGUGAAUCUUUUGCAUUACUUUGUAAUAUUCCGUUUACACGAAUACGUUUAGACGGAUGCAAAUGUAUAUAUAUAUACACACGUCUAGUGUGUAAGUAAUAGAGUCUAAAUAAAUCGUGCACGGCGCAAACGCAGAAUCCUCUCGCGCGAGGACAUCAGUCUUUAUUAUGGUUUUUAAAAUGGUUUGGCUCGGCGUUCCGAAGGCUCGAAUAUAUCCGACGACGUUUCAACCCGCUCAAACUCAGUUCCUCCGUUUGUUUAUCGAGGUAAUGACGACUAACUUUGUAUAUAUAAAAUGAUGUAACGACAAGUGAACAGUAGAGAAAUUGUCAUUUCUCUCUUUUUUUUUCUUUUUUUUCUUUUUUCUACGAGAUCUUUGUGACGUAAGCGAUCCCUACGCACGCCAGUUUUUACGGUGGAUAACGUUGAUUUUGUACUAUUGUUACUUUUGCUCCCCCCUUUGGUAAGGUAUUUGGUACAUCAUUGUAUUCUCUCUUGGUCGAUGAUAAAGUCGUGAUCGAACUGCUA
This is a messenger RNA of Dinoponera quadriceps, 3459 nucleotides long. It is a transcript of the gene rngo, whose product is annotated as protein DDI1 homolog 2. Gene Ontology annotation, biological process: proteolysis. NCBI's taxonomy places the organism in Eukaryota, Metazoa, Arthropoda, Insecta, Hymenoptera, Formicidae. The record is from RefSeq and is a predicted model, not a curated record. The coding region runs from base 243 to 1628 and encodes 461 amino acids. Gene Ontology annotation, molecular function: protein binding; aspartic-type endopeptidase activity. The transcript has 6 exons.